CCUCAGCGCGUCACGGCGGCCAUCUUGCUUCCCAGCCAGCCGGCUUCCAGGAGAACACGUUGCCUGUGUGAGAAAACAGAAAGAAAAGCUCAACUUUAACCCUGAACCGUCGGGGUUUCGGCUGUUGUUUCUCUCCAGCCGGGUGGAAGGAGCUGUAGAGGGCUCCUCAGGUGCUAGCGUCCGUCAUUCCAGCCCUCCACCAUGGCGGAUAAAAACACCAGGAUCGCCAUCGUCAACCACGACAAAUGCAAACCCAAGAAAUGUCGUCAGGAGUGCAAGAAGAGCUGCCCGGUGGUCCGCAUGGGUAAGCUGUGUAUCGAGGUGACUCCACAGAGUAAGAUCGCCUGGAUCUCAGAGUCUCUGUGUAUAGGCUGCGGCAUCUGCAUCAAGAAAUGUCCGUUCGGAGCUUUGUCGAUCGUCAACCUGCCCAGCAACCUGGAGAAGGAAACCACACACAGAUACUGCGCCAAUUCCUUCAAACUGCACCGACUGCCGAUCCCGCGGCCCGGUGAGGUUCUGGGGCUGGUUGGGACCAACGGUAUCGGAAAGUCCACAGCUCUGAAGAUCCUGGCUGGAAAACAGAAACCCAACCUGGGCAGAUUCGAUAAUCCUCCAGACUGGCAGGAGAUCUUGACCUACUUCAGAGGUUCUGAGCUGCAGAACUACUUCACCAAAAUCCUGGAGGACGACCUGCGGGCCAUCGUCAAACCGCAGUACGUCGACCAGAUCCCCAAGACCGUCAAGGGGUCAGUAGGGUCCAUCCUGACCAGGAAAGACGACACAGACACACAGACCAUCGUCUGUAAACAGCUGGAUCUGAGUCACCUGCGAGAGAGGAACGUGGAGGAUCUGUCCGGAGGAGAGCUGCAGAGGUUCGCCUGCGCCGUCGUCUGCAUCCAGAGAGCCGACAUUUUCAUGUUCGACGAGCCGUCCAGUUACCUGGAUGUGAAACAGAGGCUGAAGGCCGCCAUGACCAUCCGCUCACUCAUCACCCCCGACAGGUACAUCAUCGUGGUGGAGCACGACCUCAGUGUGUUGGAUUAUCUCUCUGACUUCAUCUGUUGUCUGUACGGAGUCCCGAGCGCCUACGGAGUCGUUACCAUGCCCUUCAGUGUUAGAGAGGGCAUCAACAUCUUCCUGGACGGUUACGUUCCCACGGAGAACCUCAGGUUCCGCGAGACCUCGCUGGUCUUCAAGGUGGCUGAGACGGCCAACGAGGAGGAGGUGAAGAGACUCCGGCACUACCAGUAUCCAGAGAUGACGAAGACGAUGGGAGAGUUCAGUCUGGAGAUCAAAUCCGGAGAGUUUUCUGACUCUGAGAUCAUGGUGAUGCUCGGAGAGAACGGCACGGGGAAGACGACCUUCAUCAGGAUGUUGGCUGGAAGUCUCAAACCCGACACGGGAGGUGACGUUCCCGUCCUCAGCGUCAGCUACAAACCUCAGACCAUCAGCCCAAAGUUCAAGGGCAGCGUCAGAGCUCUGCUGCACGAGAAGAUCAGAGACGCCUACACCCACCCUCAGUUCAUCACCGACGUCAUGAAGCCGCUGCAGAUAGAGAGCAUCAUCGACCAGGACGUGCAGAACCUCUCUGGUGGAGAGCUGCAGAGAGUCGCUCUCACUCUGUGUUUGGGGAAACCGGCCGACGUUUACCUGAUCGACGAGCCGUCGGCCUACCUGGACUCUGAGCAGAGAUUGAUGGCCGCCAGGGUCAUCAAGAGGUACAUCCUCCACGCCAAGAAGACUGCGUUCGUGGUGGAGCACGACUUCAUCAUGGCGACCUAUCUGGCCGACAGAGUCAUCGUGUUCGACGGUAUUCCCUCCAAGACGACCGCGGCUAACACUCCUCAGGGUCUGUUAGCCGGGAUGAACAGAUUCCUGUCGCUGUUGGAAAUCACAUUCAGAAGAGACCCGAACAACUUCAGACCACGCAUCAACAAGUACAACUCCAUCAAGGACACGGAACAGAAGAAGAGUGGAAACUACUUCUUCCUGGACGACUAAGACGACUUCCUACGUGACAAAAACUGACUUCCUGCGACGCAUUCAGGGGCUGCGUUCAACAUGCAGCCGUGACAUCUUAUAACACGUGGCAGAUAUGUUUAAAAAAGAUAUAUAUCAUAUGAAUCUUUAAAGAUUAAAAACAUCAGCCUUUUAUGCACCAAGCUGCAUUCAAAAGCAAACAAUGUCGUGAAUCGUUUAAAAAUGAAAACAAAGUGCAUUGCAUUCGUUGUCGGUGAGCCUGAACCCUCGGGGCUGCGUUCACAAGACGGCGAGUCAGAGAUGUUGUGGAACAUUAAGCAGCAUAUUUUAUCACUCAUACAUUUACAAGAAAUGAAAAUAAACUGAUGCUACCUGAUCCAAGAACAGUUUCUAUCUUCAUUUAUGUUUCUCAUACUACUAAAUUUAUAAUACUACUACUAUACCACUGGAACUACUCAAUGGAAAAUACAACUACUUCUACUACACCACCACCUAUACUACUACUACACUCGAUGCUGCUAUACUAUGACUUUAUUCAACAUUCUAUACCAUAGUAUAGCAUGAC
Anoplopoma fimbria (sablefish) is the source of this 2545-nucleotide messenger RNA. RefSeq names its product ATP-binding cassette, sub-family E (OABP), member 1 (gene abce1). The transcript is spliced from 19 exons. Gene Ontology annotation, molecular function: ribosomal small subunit binding; iron ion binding; ATP binding. Gene Ontology annotation, biological process: translational termination; ribosomal subunit export from nucleus; translational initiation. The coding region runs from base 202 to 2001 and encodes 599 amino acids. Lineage: Eukaryota; Metazoa; Chordata; Actinopteri; Perciformes; Anoplopomatidae. The record is from RefSeq and is a predicted model, not a curated record.